Molecule: messenger RNA, 1209 nt
Organism: Pichia membranifaciens NRRL Y-2026
Lineage: Eukaryota; Fungi; Ascomycota; Pichiomycetes; Pichiales; Pichiaceae
Exons: 1
Coding region: 1-1209 (402 amino acids)
Biological process (GO): fungal-type cell wall organization; (1->6)-beta-D-glucan biosynthetic process
Cellular component (GO): endoplasmic reticulum membrane; plasma membrane
Molecular function (GO): glucosidase activity
Source: RefSeq, a predicted model, not a curated record
AUGGUCGAUCCGGAUACUCCAGAGGAGUUCAAAACCUGGAAAUCUUCGUUAGGUGACGACUGGAAUCUUGUAUUUAGUGAUGAGUUCAAUUGUGAAAACAGGACAUUUUAUCCCGGGGACGAUCAGUUCUGGGAAGCUGUAGAUAUUCAUUAUGCAGCCACGAACAAUAUGGAAUGGCUAGAUCCUUCACAUGUGGUUACAAAGGAAGGCUCGUUGAGAAUUACCAUGGAUAACAGGAAAUCGCAUAACCUAAACUACACCUCGGGAAUGGUGCAGAGCUGGAACAAGUUGUGUUUCACCCAAGGGUAUGUUGAAACAUCGGUGAGAAUGCCUGGCACAAAAGAUUCCAUUGGGCUAUGGCCUGCUUUCUGGGCGUUAGGGAACUUGGCAAGAGCAGGCUACAUGGCGUCAACCGAAGGUACCUGGCCAUACUCCUAUGAUGCCUGCGAUUUUGGAGUUACUGCCAAUCAGUCAUCGUCAGAUGGACUAUCUUUAUUGCCAGGACAAAAACUAAACUCCUGUAUUUGCAAGGGUGAAGACCAUCCAAACCCAGGAACAGCUAGGUCUGCACCCGAAAUUGACAUAAUGGAGGGUUUGUACGAUAAUUAUGCUCAAACCUUCAACAUCGCACCUUUCGACAUCUGGAGAUACCCCGAUUAUGAUCACAUCGCAAUUACAAACUUUUCAACUUCCGCCAUGAACUCCUUUAUGGGGACACCAUACCAAGAGGCAAUCUCUGCUGUGAUAAGUUCAAACCCUGAUUGGUACGACAAGGGCUCGUUCACCAAGUUUGGAAUGGAAUACCGGAGUGACAUGGAAAACAGGAUGGACAACUACAUCAAUUUCUACGUCAACGAUGUGAUGACCUUCAGGAUCACCGAGGGUGCUUUCCAUCCAGAGGGGAACAUCGACUGGAGAACCAUCCCAAAGGAGCCAAUGAGUUUGGUCAUAAAUCUUGGGUUGUCCAAGUCUUGGUCUGAAGUGGAUUUGGAAACCAUUGAGUUUCCAGUCUACAUGGACGUGGAUUACGUUAGAAUUUUCCAGCCCAAGGGCUCAGAAAGCUUGACAUGCGACCCGAAAAACUACCCCACAUACGACUACAUCAAAAAACAUUAUAACGCCUACUCCAAUGCAAACUUGACCUCUUGGAAGAUGGCUGGCUAUGAGUUCCCAAAGUUCUCUUUGGACAGAAAGUGUCCCAAGAAAUAA